AUUUAUAUAACUUAAGCAUUCAUGCAUCAAAACCAUCACAAUAUAAGCCUAGAAAUGUAAAAACGCAAAAAUGAAAAAAAUAAUAUGAAAAUGUUGACAAUAAAUCUAUAGACCAAUAACAUCAAAUCUGCUCCGCAUAAUAAAAAUGGGAAAACUAGCUUACAACUACACAGACUCGGAUGAAACGGAGGACACGUCGAGCUCAGUUGAAAAUGUGAAGAAGAAGAGGAAACUUUCGAUAUUGAAAUACACAAGCGGUAACUUAAAAAAGAAGAAAUGCCAGCUCCACAGUAAAUCAGAGCCAGAUGAAUCUGAUAGAAGCAGCAGAAAAUCGAGCCAGAGAAUGUUCAAACAAAAGUUGAGAGGAAUUCUGAAACACACGGAGAGAGAAUCCUCCGAUGAGGAAGAAGAGAGUGAACCUAGCAGAAGCUUUCGACCUCCCGACCGUUGCCUGGUAGGUAAAGUACCCAGAUCUGCUGGAACAAAGCCAGGGCGGGGCGGUGGAGUCGCUAUCAUUGUCAGGAAAAAUGUUAACAAUUUGGCGAAUUUGUCGACACACCAGAGUUCAACCAGCAACGCACACAAGAGAAAUCGCUCAUCGAAAAAACGUGUCAGCAGGAAACGAUCUUAUUAAAUAAUAAAGUCAAUAGACAAAGUUUACACCAAAUAAAAAUAUUAAACUGUUU
Molecule: messenger RNA, 686 nt
Organism: Danaus plexippus (monarch butterfly)
Lineage: Eukaryota; Metazoa; Arthropoda; Insecta; Lepidoptera; Nymphalidae
Exons: 4
Coding region: 146-634 (162 amino acids)
Source: RefSeq, a predicted model, not a curated record